AUGGCGGAGGAAAUGCACAGAGAGCUUCGUGUGGUGAUAUUUCCGGGGCUUGCCCACGGUCACAUAACGCCCUUCGUGGAACUUGCCAAAGGCCUAGCCAGUCAUGCGGGGAUAAAUCUAGUGGAGUUGGCGAUGCCCUCGGUGCAGAGGCUACCAACAGGCAUAGAAACCUCCGCUGUACUACUGCCUUUACUCACAGUCGCCAUGGACCUUUUGGAGAAGCCCUUCGAAGUGCUCUUGCGAGAGCUGUCACCAGAUUUUGUGAUCUACGAUGUGAUGCAGCACUGGGUUCCUCGUGUGGCUAUCCAGCUGCCCAAUCCCAUUGUUCCCAUAUUGUUCGUCCCAUCAGGAGUGGCCAACUUUAGCUUUUUGGAAGGGCAGUUAGACAUCACAUCGGGAAACCUAACUACAGAGGAUCUGACCGUAUCGCCGCCCGGAUUCCCUUCACUCAAUGUUCACUUCACCUUGUUCGAAGGGCGAAGGGCCAUGGAGAUGCUAUAUCAGAAGAAUGCAGGCCGGCUUAGCGUCGCAGAGCGUGCCAGCAUUUGCUUGCGGGAGAGUUGGGCAGUGGCGUGCAAUACUUGUUUGGAAUUGGAAGGCGGGUACGUGGAGUAUUUUCAGAGGCUCGUGAAGCGGCCAGUGUACCCUGUUGGAAUACUCAUGCGUCAUCUCCUUCCACCCCGCAUUGAUGACAUUUGCUUGCAGUGGCUCGACAGGCAGCCCGCUGCUUCGGUGGUGGUCUUGGGUUUUGGCAGCGAGUACAUUCUCACCCGCCAACAGUUCGUUGCAAUGGCAAUGGGACUGCAAGAGAGCAACGCGUCAUUCCUCUGGUUUCUACGUGCCGGAAACGACUUGCUCCAACGUUUCCAAGAUCAGAUCAGGGUAUGUUAG
Molecule: messenger RNA, 891 nt
Organism: Cryptomeria japonica (Japanese cedar)
Lineage: Eukaryota; Viridiplantae; Streptophyta; Pinopsida; Cupressales; Cupressaceae
Product: inactive UDP-glycosyltransferase 79A6-like
Exons: 2
Coding region: 1-891 (296 amino acids)
Source: RefSeq, a predicted model, not a curated record